Galeopterus variegatus (Sunda flying lemur) is the source of this 1162-nucleotide messenger RNA. Its product is annotated as zinc transporter ZIP13-like. The annotation marks the transcript as partial. NCBI's taxonomy places the organism in Eukaryota, Metazoa, Chordata, Mammalia, Dermoptera, Cynocephalidae. Gene Ontology annotation, molecular function: zinc ion transmembrane transporter activity. The record is from RefSeq and is a predicted model, not a curated record. The transcript is spliced from 8 exons. Gene Ontology annotation, biological process: intracellular zinc ion homeostasis; zinc ion transmembrane transport. Gene Ontology annotation, cellular component: membrane.
CUGGGGCCUGGCGCCUGAAGCAGCUGCUCAGCUUUGCCUUGGGGGGACUUUUAGGCAAUGUGUUUCUGCACCUGCUGCCCGAGGCAUGGGCCUACACCUGUAGCACCAGCCCUGGUGGCAAGGGGCAGAGCCUACAGCAGCAACAGCAACUGGGGUUGUGGGUCAUUGCUGGUUUCCUGACCUUCCUGGCCUUGGAGAAGAUGUUCCUGGACAGCAAGGAGGAGGAGGGGACCAGCCAGGCCCCCAGCAAAAACCCCACUGCUGCUGCUGCCGCGCUCAAUGGAGGCCGUUGUCUGGCCCAGCCGGCUGCAGAGCCCGGCCCGAGUGCUGUGGUCCGGAGCAUCAAAGUCAGUGGCUACCUCAACCUGCUGGCCAACACCAUUGACAACUUCACUCACGGGUUAGCUGUGGCCGCCAGCUUCCUUGUGAGCAAGAAGAUCGGGCUCCUGACUACCAUGGCCAUCCUCCUGCAUGAGAUUCCCCAUGAGGUGGGCGACUUUGCCAUCCUGCUGCGGGCCGGCUUUGACCGAUGGAGCGCAGCCAAGCUGCAGCUCUCGACAGCUCUGGGGGGCCUGCUGGGCGCCUGCUUCGCCAUCUGCACACAGUCUCCCAAGGGAGUAGAGGAGACAGUGGCCUGGAUCCUGCCCUUCACCUCUGGCGGCUUCCUCUAUAUUGCCCUGGUGAAUGUGCUGCCAGACCUCUUGGAGGAAGAUGACCCAUGGCACUCCCUGCAGCAGGUGCUCCUGCUCUGCAUGGGCAUCGUGGUGAUGGUGCUGUUCUCACUCUUUGUGGAGUAAUCAUCCCCGAAGCCCCCACCCCCACACAGCAAUAAGAGACUUGAUUCACUCUGUGACUGUGUAUGUGAGAGGCAGAGAGGAUGAGUGCCUGUGAGAGCAAGCGAGGGGGCAUGUGUGUGGCGUGCACGUGUGGCCAGAGGUGUGUAUGCGUGAGACCAACACUGUGAUCCCUGUGUGCCUGCCCCUGCUACACUGUGGUCUUCUCUCCUUGCCACCCUGCCAUCUCGCACCUCCCGGAGUAAGCAGUGAGGAACAGCAGCAUUGGUCCCAAGCAGAGGUCUGCCUCACUAGGACCCUGCCUCAGUGGUAUCCCAAAGGGGAGAGAGUGGCCCAAGGAACCCAGGAUUGGAGGGAACCCCACAGCU